This is a messenger RNA of Didymodactylos carnosus, 642 nucleotides long. Lineage: Eukaryota; Metazoa; Rotifera; Eurotatoria; Philodinida; Philodinidae. The record is from the annotation of a GenBank genome assembly.
AUGUCUGACACAAUGGCUGGCUUAACUAUUUUAAUCAUAUUUUUGGGUACACUAACGAUUCCGGGUAUAGAUGCAGCUUGUAGCGCAUUGUAUGAUCAAUGUGGUGGCAACGACUGGAAAGGUCCGAAAGAAUGUUGUUCUAAUACAAAAUGUAUCAAGCAGAAUGAAUAUUACUCUCAAUGUCUUCCGGGGGAUGGAGGCGCGAGCACAACACAAGCAACGACAAAUAAACCAACUGGACCCACUGACUCAUCUCGUGCUAAUGGUAAGACAACUCGCUAUUGGGAUUGUUGUAAGGCCUCUUGUGGAUGGGCCGGAAAAGCUAUGGUAUCAUCGCCUGUUCAGACAUGUCAAGCAAAUGGCGUUGCAGCUGUUGGCAUCAAUGAACAAAGUGGAUGUAAUGGUGGUAAUGCUUACAUGUGCAAUAAUCAACAACCGUGGGCUGUUAAUGAUAAGUUGUCAUACGGAUUUGCUGCCGCUUAUAUCACAGGUCAGAAAUUACUAUCAACAAUAAACCUUUUUUUUUUGACAAGAUGUAUGGCAUGGUCAGCUACCCUAGUAGAUGUAGUUAAAGCCCCUCCCCUCAGCUUUAAUGAUUCUUGGUCGAUAAAUCGAUUUCUAGAUAAUUAUGUGGGGAGAUAG